CAGCCUCCGGAGCGCGGAAAGGCGGGGCCGGUCCCUCUGGCUGCCCGCGCCUCCGCCCCUCGGACCCGGCUGCCGGAGCGGGGUGCCCAGCGCGCGGGCGCACGACGGCCAGAGCGCCGAGGCUGUACCUGCAGCCCAGCAAUGAAGAGAGUCCAGGAGAAUCCACUGGAGCUGGCGGAGACGUUUCCUGCGCCUGGGGUUGCUGCUGCCGCCGCGGCUGCUUAAAACUCCCAAAGUUGAGAGCUAGCGAGAGGCUGCCGCCCGCCGGGAGCCAGAGGGAAAGGAACUCGGAAGAUGCAAGAGUGACAGCCAGAGACAGAACAGACGCACAAACCUUCGGAAGACACCACCGUCGGCGGCCUAUCCCCAGAGCCCUUAAGGCUCCUCAGCUCUGUUCACUGGUGGAAGGCUGAGCUGGUGGCAAAGGCGCCUGGAAGAGACUUAGAGGCGACCAUAAUGUCUUUGCGUUUACACACACUGCUCACCCUGCCUGGAGUUGUCAGACCCGGCUGCAGGGAACUGCUGUGUUUGUUGGUUAUUACAGUGACUGUGAGCCCUGCUGCCUCCGGGGUGUGCCCCACAGCUUGCAUCUGUGCCACUGACAUCGUGAGCUGCACCAACAAAAACCUGUCCAAGGUGCCUGGGAACCUUUUCAGACUGAUUAAGAGACUGGAUCUGAGUUACAACAGAAUUGGGCUUCUGGAUUCUGAGUGGAUUCCAGUAUCGUUUGGAAAGCUGAACACCCUAAUUAUUCGUCAUAACAACAUCACCAGCAUUUCCAUGGGCAGUUUUUCCACAACUCCAAAUUUGAAGUGUCUUGACUUAUCAUCCAAUAAGCUUAAGACCGUGAAAAGUGCAGUGUUCCAAGAGUUGAAGGUUCUGGAAGUGCUCCUACUUUAUAACAAUCACAUUUCCUAUCUCGAUCCUUCAGCGUUUGGAGGUCUCUCCCAAUUGCAAAAACUCUACUUAAGUGGAAACUUUCUCACGCAGUUUCCCAUGGAUUUGUAUGUAGGAAGGUUCAAACUGACAGAACUGAUGUUUCUAGACGUUUCUUAUAACCGGAUGCCCUCCCUGCCAAUGCACCAUAUAAAUUUAGUGCCAGGAAAGCAGCUGAGAGGCAUCUACCUUCAUGGAAACCCAUUUGUCUGUGACUGUUCCCUUAACUCGUUGCUGAUCUUUUGGUAUCGUAGACACUUUAGCUCAGUGAUGGAUUUUAAGAAUGACUAUACCUGUCGCCUGUGGUCUGACUCUACGCACUCCCAUCAGGUGCUUCUGCUCCAGGAUAGCUUUAUGAAUUGCUCUGACAGUAUCAUCAAUGGCUCCUUUCGUGCACUUGGCUUUAUUCAUGAGGCUCAAGUCGGGGAAAGGCUGAUUGUUCACUGUGACAGCAAGACUGGUCAUUCAAAUACUGAUUUCAUGUGGGUCAGUCCAGAUAACAGACUGCUGGAGCCGGACAAAGAAGUGGAAAACUUUCAUGUGUUUCGCAAUGGAAGCCUGCUUAUAGAAAGCCCUCGUUUUGAGGAUGCUGGAGUGUAUUCCUGUAUUGCAAUGAAUAGGCAACGCCUGUUAAAUGAAACUGUGGAUGUCACAAUAAAUGUGAGCAAUUUCACUGUAAACAGAUCCCAUGCCCAUGAAGCAUUUAACACAGCUUUUACCACUCUUGCCGCCUGUGUGGCCAGCAUCGUUUUGGUACUUUUGUACCUGUAUCUGACACCGUGUCCCUGCAGGUGUAAAGCCAAGAGACAAAAAAAUAUGCUAAACCAAAGCAAUGCCCAUUCAUCUAUUCUCAAUCCCGGCCCAGCUAGUGAUGCCCCCGCUGAUGAACGCAAGGCAGGUGCAGGUAAAAGAGUGGUGUUUUUGGAACCCCUGAAGGAUACCGCAGCAGGGCAGAAUGGGAAAGUCAGGCUCUUUCCCAGUGAAACGGUUAUAGCUGAGGGCAUCUUAAAGUCCACGAGGGUGAAAUCUGACUCAGAUUCUGUCAAUUCAGUGUUUUCAGACACACCCUUUGUGGCGUCCACUUAGUUUUGUGCCUGCAUUUCUAUUAUCUUUACCUUUGUGUGUGGUCUACAAAAGAAACAUCAGGACAGAAAUGGUUUUUGGUUUUUGAAAUACAACCAAAUGGUCUCUAAAAGGUUGUUAGGAAACGUAGUAUAGCCCUUUGGUUCCUCAAUGUGCCAGAGAAAGAUGGGGUUGUUCUCCAGAGUUAAAGUUCUAGAUAAUGAUAGCUAGUCUUUAGCACCACUGAUCAUUUCAAAGCUGGCCUAGAGGUGAUUUAACUGACAUUGUCUUUUUAUUCUGGAUUCUUGAAAGAAAAAUUAAAUUUUGUGUAUUGGUGUUCUUUAAAAAGAGAGUUUACUAACUUAUUAGGACAAAAGUUAUUUUCAAGAAAAGCAUCAGUGUCCUAUUUCAUUUGGAAGAACCAAACAGCAAUUAUUUAUAAAGCCUAAAAUAAAGUUAGAUUUGGGACUAAUUCAGCUAAAUUCAUCAUUUCAGACCAGAGUAAACAGACUUCACUGAUAAAAUUUACUUAGUAGUGCUGCGUCCCUCAUCAUGUUAGAUAAAUAGUGCAAUAAAGGUACAUUUGUUUGACCAUCUUUUCAUGCUGUAAAUUUCCUAUCCUUGAAAAGAUCUUAUUGAAAGUUUAAAGUCAUCAUUAUUUGUUGCCAUAAAUAUGUGGAUGUCAAUACCAAAAUGUCUUCUUAAAGCUUUGUUCUAGUAGACUAAUAUUUGUUCAUAUGCUAGUGUGUAUGUAACUCUUAAAUUAUAUGAACUAUUAAAUUGUGCUUUGAACAUAUGACAUAAUGUAUGUAUUCUAUGACUUGAUGCUUUGUUUUAUUUGGCUAUUUAAAAACAUAAAUCUAAGAUGUUAUAUG
Messenger RNA from Pteropus alecto (black flying fox), 2873 nucleotides. It is a transcript of the gene AMIGO2, whose product is annotated as adhesion molecule with Ig like domain 2. NCBI's taxonomy places the organism in Eukaryota, Metazoa, Chordata, Mammalia, Chiroptera, Pteropodidae. Gene Ontology annotation, molecular function: protein binding. Gene Ontology annotation, biological process: brain development. The record is from RefSeq and is a predicted model, not a curated record. The transcript has 2 exons. The coding region runs from base 457 to 2022 and encodes 521 amino acids.